AUGUCUUCCCUAUCAGGGGCAGCGGCAGCUGCUGCUGCUGCAGUUGCUGCUGCUGCUGCAGCAGAAGAAGCAGCAGUAGCAUCCUCAUUCACUAGCAGCCCUGGAGGCCAUUAUCCUCGAACUAUGCAGCAGCAACUGCAGCAGCAGCAACUGCAGCAGCAGCAGCUGCAGCAGCAGCAGCUGCAGCAGCAGCUGCAGCAGAACACUGAGGAGGCAGCAACAGUGACACCCCCGGGGGUCCGAAGGAGCCGUCGUCUCCAGCAGCUUGAAGCACUUAGGGAGCAGCAGCAGCAGCAGCAGCAGCAGCAGCAGCAACGGCAGCAGCGGCAGCGACAGCAGCAGCAAUUUGAACAGGAGUCUCAGCUACAGGAACGGCUCAGAUCCUUGCUGCAGCUGCAGCAGCAGCAGCAGCAGCAGCAGCAGCAGCAGCAGCAACAGCAGCAGCAGCUGCAGCAGUUCCCAGUCCUCACUGUUUCUGGGGAGUCUCGAAGCGCCUUUGCGCAGCACCAGCUGCAGCAGCAGCAGCUACAGCAGCAGCAGCUACAGCAGCAGCAGCAGCAGCUACAGCAGCGGCUACAGCAGCAACAGCAGCAGCAGCAGCAGCAGCAGCAAGUGCUGCUGCCGGUUGGGCCUGAGCGGCAGUGGCCUCGGCAGCAAAUCUUCGAUUCAGAUUUUGGGGUGUCUGUACACCCGAACUUCCCUCUAACCAUCUCAGCUCAGCUGCAGCAGCAGCAGCAGCAGCAACAGCAGCAGCAGCAGCAGCAGCAGCUACGGCAGCAUUGCACUCUAACAGCAAAGACACCUGAAGCAGCAGCAGCGAGGUCUCCAGCAGCAGCAACAGCAGCAGCAGCAACAGCAGCAGCAGCAACAGCAGCAGCAGCAACAGCAACAGCAGCAACAGCAACAGCAGCAACAGCAGCAGCAGCAACAGCAGCAGGAAGUGAAAAGACCCGCAGCAGGUCUCGCGGUUCAUCUCUGAGGGCAGCAGCACAGGGAAUCGGCUCCCCCGUUGCUGCUGCUGCUGCUGCUGCUGCUGCUGCUGCUGCUGCUGCGGGAGACUCAACACCAGCGCUGCGCCGGCGCCCUUCGCCAGCAGCAGCAGCAGCAGCAGCAGCAACAACAGCAGCAGCAGCACCAACAGCAGCAGCAGACCGUUUCUCUCUUUUGCUGCAGCAGGAAGCAGCAGCAACUCCAGCUGCUUCCAGCAGCGCCGUGAGCACACCCCUCAUCCGCCGCAACUACAGCAGCAGCAGCAGCAGCAGAAGCAGCAGCAGCAGCAGCAGCAGCAGUAAUAGGAGUGGGUGCAGCAGCAACCGCAACAGCAGGAGGAACAGCAGCAGCAGCAACAGCAGCAACAUGAGAUGGAGCCAAACGGCGCCUGACGGCGACAGCAGCCUCAGCAGCUACACAAUGCCAACAGCAGCAGCAGCAGCAGCAGCAGCUGCUGCUGCUGCUGCUGCUGCUGCAGCAGAUGGCAGCAGCUGCUGCGGCACUUGCGAAGACUCUCUGAAUUGCUGCUGUAGCUCGACCGCCUCCGCUCGACCGCCUCCGGUGGGCGCAGCAACAGCAACAGCAGCUGCAGCAGGAACAGCAGCAGCAGCAGCAACAGCAGCAACAGCAGCAGCAGCAGCAUCAGCAGCAGCAACAUUGCGCGGUAUUAUACAGUUACCCAAAACACCGCCUUUAGAAGUGAGGGCUAAAGAUGAAUUUGCUGCAGCUGCUGAGCCAGCAGCAGCAGCAGCAGCAGCAGCAGCAGCAGAAGCAGCAGCAGCAGCUGCUGCUGCAGCAACUGUUGGACUUCCGAAGCUAUACUGCAGCCGCAGCAGCAGCAGCAUCAGCAGCAGCAGCAGCAGCAGCAGCAGCAGCUGUACGACAGCUGCAUCAGAUAGAGAGUUAAUAUCUCUGCUGCAGCAGCAAAACUUCAUGCUGCAGCAGCACAUGCAGCAGCAGCGGCGCGAGAGACAGUGGCUGCUGCUGCUUCUGUUCUGUGCGGUGGCGCUGCUGCUGCUGCUGGGUGCCUCCACCGCCAUGACCUCGGAAGGGAGUGGGGAGAAGCAGCGUCGGUAUGAUGACUUGCUGCUGCAGUCUCGUGCUGCUGCUGCUGCUGCUGCUGCUGCUGCUCAUCCUCCAUACCCCGAUGGUUUGCUGCUGCAUGCGGACUCGCCGCACCUCAGCUGGUUAAGCCUGGUGGCGUUGUCUAUCGAGUGGGUGGUUUGGAGGCCCCUCCUGUGGGCGCUGCAGGUGGUGAUGCUGCUGCUGCUGCGGUUUUCUCUUUUGCUGCUGCUGCUGCUGCUGCUCGGAGCUGCUGCUGCUUCUUUCCUCGCCUCCUCUGUACGCAACGGCAGCAGCAGCAGCAGCAGCAACAGCAGCAGCAGCAGCAGCAGCAGCAGCGAAUGCAAGGAAGGAGACAGCGACGCAGAAGAGGAUCGAGAGGAGACCCUCAUUCUGCGUCGCCGGCGUCCAAGCAGCAGCAGCAGCAGCAGCAGCAGCAGCAGCAAACACAGCAGCAGCAGCAGCAGCAGCAGCAGCAUGAGAGACGUAGCAGCAGGAGUAACAUACACGGUGGCGAGGGUUGCAGCCAAACGAACGGCUGCUGGGAUCGUCUCCCUGGCGCGGCACAUUCGCUGGCGGCGGUAG
Molecule: messenger RNA, 2637 nt
Organism: Eimeria mitis
Lineage: Eukaryota; Apicomplexa; Conoidasida; Eucoccidiorida; Eimeriidae
Exons: 6
Coding region: 1-2637 (878 amino acids)
Cellular component (GO): nucleoplasm; nucleolus
Source: RefSeq, a predicted model, not a curated record